AUGUUGAUGUUUGUAUUGUUCAUCCUUUUCCUAAGCGAGACUUCAUCAUCAAACCCGUUCUCAGGAUGUGGUCCAGAGGUACCAGCUCUAAAACGGAGCAUCAAGAAACUGGAAAACAAACUCCUCAUCGGAGCUUGGCAGGUGGAAUACUUGCAGAGGCACAGAUACUUCCGUCCAAUUACACCCGUAAAUGUGUCAACUUCCGCUCCACACACGGAUUCAAACGACAACAAUAGUAGCGUGGGUGCGUUGGACAGCUCUAAUAUGACAACACUUCCACCAGCAGGAAGCUUGAUCGUCUAUGACAGAGACUGUUCCGAGCUGUUUGACAGAAUAAAACCACCAAGUGGUUUUUACCGAAUCAGGCCCAAAUCACACCAGGAGCCAUUCUUGGUCUACUGUGAUAUGGAUGACGGAGGAGGAUGGACGGUUUUCCAGAGACGGCGCCAUGGAAAAGUUGACUUUGACAGAGACUGGGUGGACUACAGAGACGGAUUUGGAGACUUCAAACUAUGGAACGACGAGUUCUGGUUGGGAAAUGAACACAUGUAUUCUCUGCUCUCGGAAGGUAAGAACCUGGUGAAGAUCGACCUAAUGGACUGGGAAGGAAAGAGAAGUCAUGCUUUUUAUGACAACUUCUAUGUCACCAACGAGGCUGAUCGAUAUCGCCUUCAGUACGGGAUGUACAGCGGCCGAGCUGGGGAUGCCCUGGCAGGUGGUGGAGGCAUGGUAGAGCAGUGGUCCGCCUGCCUCAGUGGUAUGCAGUUCAGCACCAGGGAUCAGGACAAUGACCGCUACAUUCAGGGCAACUGUGCACAGGAGAAUAAUGCUGGUUGGUGUACAACAGGGUUCACUAUUGAUUUAUGCCACGUCGCCAACCUGAACGGGAAGUUCUACCGCAGAGGGAAGUACAAGGGUCAAUAUGACAAUGGCGUGGUGUGGGGCACAUGGAGGGGUCUUUGGUAUUCGCUGAGACACACAACCAUGAAGGUGCGCCCUCUGCUUUUCCUGGACGCCAUGGGCAGCGGCGGCGGGGACGUUUAAAUACGCAAAGCAUCACAUGUCAUUCACCUUGAUGACAGACUACUGUUUUUAUAACUCUUUGUUCAAAUAAUCACUUAAUACCAAAAUGUAAUGUAACUCAUAAUAAAAACAAAUUGCAUCUCAUUCACAACUUAUGUUUAUGCCUUCAAAACCUAGUUAUAGCAGGGCUUUAUUGACGAGAAGUGUUCAUUGUUACAAAAGAGUGAAAAUAAUUACAUCAAACU
This is a messenger RNA of Entelurus aequoreus (snake pipefish), 1268 nucleotides long. It is a transcript of the gene fgl1b, whose product is annotated as fibrinogen like 1B. Lineage: Eukaryota; Metazoa; Chordata; Actinopteri; Syngnathiformes; Syngnathidae. The record is from RefSeq and is a predicted model, not a curated record.